This is a messenger RNA of Coffea eugenioides, 1599 nucleotides long. RefSeq names its product peroxisomal membrane protein 13. The record is from RefSeq and is a predicted model, not a curated record. Bases 201 to 1076 code for a protein of 291 amino acids. Gene Ontology annotation, cellular component: peroxisomal importomer complex; peroxisome; peroxisomal membrane. Gene Ontology annotation, biological process: protein import into peroxisome matrix, docking. NCBI's taxonomy places the organism in Eukaryota, Viridiplantae, Streptophyta, Magnoliopsida, Gentianales, Rubiaceae. The transcript is spliced from 5 exons.
UCAUCCAUAUCAAAAAAACACGAUUAGGAAUCCUCCCCUGCCUUUCCAAAAAAUAAAAAAUAAAAAAAUCCAAAUAGUAAAAUAGAACGAAAUUCUCCAAAAAAGAAAGGUGGGGGGACAAAAAGAUAGCCAUAUAACAGGCAAAAACGUAGCCUCAUUGAAACUCUCAACCCCUUCCCCGGUUUUCUCUUCUCUCUCCGAUGGCUAGCAAUUCGUCAGCAUCAGCAGGUAGUAAUCCUCCGGCGAAACCGUGGGAACGUGCCGGGUCGUCAUCGGGCCCGGCGCCGUUUAAGCCACCGUCAGCGGGUACCACAAGUGAUGUUGUGGAAGCUUCUGGAACAGGAAGGCCCGGUGAGAUUGUUUCGACUGCGGAUAGGAAUGCUUCAACUGUCAAUGCAAAUGCGGUGGGGCGGCCUAUGCCCUCUAGGCCUUGGGAGCAGCAGCAGCAAAGUUACGGAGGUUAUGGUUCCAGUUUAAAUUACAAUACUGGUUACGGGAGUGGAAUGUACAAUUCGUAUGGCGGUUUAGGUGGGUCUUAUGGCGGUUUAGGUGGGUCUUAUGGCAGUGGCUUGUAUGGAAACAACAUGUAUAGAGGAGGGUAUGGUGGACUUUAUGGAGGUGGCAUGUAUGGAGGGGGAAUGUAUGGUGGUGGUUAUGGCAUGGGUGGCAUGGGUGGCAUGGGUGCUCCAUAUGGUGACCAGGACCCUAACAAUCCCUUUGGUGCUCCUUCUUCUCCGCCAAGCUUUUGGGUUUCCUUAAUGAGGGUGAUGCAAGGCGUCGUCACUUUCUUUGGACGAGUUGCGAUAUUAAUUGACCAAAAUACCCAGGCAUUUCACAUGUUUGUGACGGCUCUUCUUCAGCUGUUUGAUCGCUCUGGGUUAUUAUAUGGGGAGCUUGCUAGAUUUGUUCUAAGAAUAUUGGGAAUUCGAACAAAGCCAAAAAAAGGUCAACCCCCUGGUCCUCAUGGGCUUCAAGGUCCACAUAAUCCCCACGGGAACCAAAACUAUAUCGAGGGACCCAAGGCUCCUCCAAGUGGUGGCUGGGAUAAUCUAUGGGGAGAUAACGCAAACAAUUAAUUUGAUGGAAUGCUUAAUCAAUGGUGCCGAUGGGAGUUGGCUGUUAAAUGUUUACGAAUCCAGAAGAUUGAUAUUGUGAUGCUGCAAUUGUGUGUCCGGGAUAGCACAAAACCUCUUAGUGGAGAAUUUUUUUGCCGGUGAUCUACCUGUACCUGUCUCUCUGUUGUCUCCCUCUGUUGCAGCACACACAAACAGAUCUACAUAAUGAAUACUGGUUGUGCUGGUUUCUGGAUGAACAAUCCCAAAAUGAACAGGGGGAUGAACAAAUAAUGUAACCAAUAAUGUAGUGUGAAAGUUGUAAUAUAUGGCUUGUCUUGAGCUCUUUGAGACCUACUGUUUGUCAGUGUCUUUUCCGGUUUAAUUCAACCUUCAGACCGUGGCUGUGAUCCCUCAGGGCUCUCUACAGAUAUUGAUUAUGUUAAUCAACUUAAAUGCCAUACUCUGGACGUUGGUUGAUCAUACAUAAUUCAUUUGCAUGGAGUAACAGUACCAAAUUCUUUUGUAUGAUGUUUAUUUCCUUCUA